AUGCCAAAUUUUAUAUUCCCUUUGCUUUAUAGGAAUAAGACACUUCUAAAUCAUGUAAUAAAUACAAUGAUUGCUAAUGAUGAUAAUAUAGUGACAGGUGGUCAAUAAGGAGAAUUGGUAAUUUGGUAAAAGAAUCUAAAUCCAAGAAUUGUUAUAUACCCAAAUCUAUCUAAUGCAUUUGGGAAAUUAUUGAGUUUGAAUAUAGUUCGAAUACCUUUUCUUAACAUUUUAGAUAGAGCAGAAAAAUGUUUAGUGACAAUUCAUGAGGAUAAAAGAAUAAGAAUAUUUGAUUGUCAAGAUGGUCGGUGUGUUGGAAUAUCAGCACAUGAUAGUACAGGAUUAGUAUAAUACUGUAUACCUUUGAGUUCCAAUAAUUGUAGGUUCUUAAUGUUGGGAAUGUAAAAUGGUUUGAGUUUAUUUGAUCUUUGGAAAAUGAAAAAUGUUAAACAUUAUGAGUGUAAAGUACGAUCAAUGUGUUAGCUUGAUAUUAAUACUAUAUGUGUCUUAGAUUAAGAAAACAUUUUACAUCUUCUUAAUUUAUCUCCUCUUAAUAAUGAAAGAUAUUUGAAUUAUAAAGAAUUCAAGAAGAAGAAAGAAUAAAUUAAAUUAGAUUUUAAAGAGCUUAAAUUAUGCGAUGGAUUGAAAAAAAUCAAAAUUGAUGGAAUUGGAAGUAAUCGAAUUAGACAUAUGAGUUUUAAUUAAGAAUUUCAACAUUUGACUAUAUUGAUGCAUCGUUAAGUAUAUUUAGUAUUUGAAAUUUUUGAAAUACCAUGGAUUUUAUGUGUUAGUUAAUCAAAAAAUAAUUAAAAGUUUACGAAAGUAUAUUAUUCAAAAGAAUGCUUCUAUAUUACUACUAGAAAUGGAAAUGUUCUUGGAUUAGAAUAUAAGGAUAUAAUAUAUUUGUUAACUAUUUUAAAAGAUUAAUCUGAUUUUGUUUAUGGUUUUAAAGAAUUUUAAUUUACUAAAAUUGCAGGCUCUUAAUUUAGCAGAUUGUAAGUCAAUUUUUAAGAAUUAAUAUCUGGUUCUGAAAAUUAAAAAGAUAUUAAUGGAAUUUUCAUUUUAAAGAAUAUAGUUUACUAAUAUAAAAAUUAAUGUUUAUGUCAAUAUAAUUUAAAAGAUGUUAAUUUAGAUAUGUCAUUGAUUCGUAUAAAUUAAGAGGAUUCAGACAUAAAAUUUAAUGGAUUUAAAUGGUCAUUUAAUACAUUUUCUGAUUUGAUUAAAAUCUAAACAUUAAAACAAGGAUGUAAAUAGGUUAGUUAAUAUAAUUUUAAAGAAUCUUACAAUGAUGAUUUAGUUUGGAAUUUAGGUCAAAUGACAUCAUAAUAAUUUUAGACUAAAUAUUUACCUUAUAUAAAUAUUGAUACACAAAUAACUAGUGCAUUUAUAAGUGUAAAUGAGGAGAAUUAAAUUUAUUGGUUUGGUUGUAGUAAUGGUAUCAUCUUUGGAUUUCCAACUAUAUAUAGUAGUAAAUCUUAUUUCAUUUACAGAAUAUAAAUGGAUAUGAAACCAGUGACAUUUAUAUAUUAGAAAGCCAAAUAUUUAGUUGGGAGUUCUGAAAGUGGAUAAUUUGUGAUAAUGGAAUAUAGUAUAGUUUUUAAUGAAAAGAUUGGAGAUUAGGAAGUAGAGUUUAUAGAUUUGGAACCUUCUUAAAGAAUAUACUUUCCAAGUUAUGCAAAGAAAACAAUAAGAAUUCAUAAAUUAGAGAAUGAAUCAUAUGAAGAAAUAUAAGGAAAUAAUCAGUAGUAAAAAUUUUUAAAGAUUGCUAUCUUAAUGGAGAACAAUGUUAUAUUGAUUAUAAAUCUAUAAGAUGGAGAAGUGCAAUUGAAAUUACAUGGUAUAAAUUAAGAAGUCUUGGGAUUGUAUUAUGAAGAUUAAGGAGAUUAAUGGUUUGUAGUUGUAUAGGGUGGUGAAUCAUUAGUAUAUGAUUAUAAGGGUAGAUAUUUGAGAACAUUGAUGAUAGAGUAGUAUCAUUCAUUAUUUUAAGUAGAAAAGAAAUUGAAUAAGGUGAAAGAAAAGAUGAUUAGUCAUCAUCAUUUAAGUGAGUUUAAGCGUGAAUUCAAUAAAUCAAUAAGUAAAGUUUAUAGAUUGUUGGAGUUUUAAUAAAGGAAUAAUUAUAUUAAAAUGUAAUCUCCUUAUCCAAGUUUAUAUGAAGUAGGUGGUUAAUUCAAAUAGUGGUAAUUUGAAGCUGAAUAAGCAUCAAAAAUGUUAUAUUUGAUAGACCAUAAUUCAAUAAAAAAUAAUAUGAAAAUGUGUAAGUUUGUAGAAACUAGCAUAGGAGAAUUAGAAUGGUGGGAUUUGAAAAAAUAAGGAGAUUCUAAUAAUUAGAAUAGAUUAUUUUUAAUGCUACAUCCUUGGGAGGCAGAUAAUCAAUUAAGUACUUAAUUAGAAUAAAUAUUGAAUUAUAAGAAACCUACAUUCUCUCCUUUAAUUGGUGUUUAAUCUAUGGGAUUUUGUGUUAGUUUUUCAUUUUCCAGAGGAUGGGAUGUAUCACCUCAUUUUACUUCUUAAAGAGCUAUGUCAUUGAUGCAUUUUUAUUUGUCUUGUUUAUCUAAAGAAGCUUAAGUAUUCAAUCAUUUAAUGAUUCAAACUGUUGAAUUACUUACUAAAAAAAAAUAAAUGCUUGAUAAAAAUUUUAAGUCUAUGGAUUUAUUUUUAUUAGCUUAAUAUACUAUUGAUGAAUCUAAUGAAGUAAUGAAUGCUGCAUGUAAUUUAAUACUGUCAUAAAUUAGAAAGUCUGAUCAAGAUAUGCAAGAAUAGCAUUUAUUAAUUAGAGAACUUCUUGAUUUAAAUAAGGAGUAAUAAGGACAUACAUUUUCUAAUGUUGAAGUGAUACUUCUAAUGUUAGAAUCCUAUUUAGCAGGAAUGUGUUAACAUCUUUAAUAAAAUGAAGAUUAAAAAAGAAGAGUUAUUCAAGGAUUACAUCUUAAAAAUUGUAUUGUAAAUCCUCAUCUUUGUGCACCUCUUCUUAAAGUUUUUGUUGAUGUCUAAUAACAUUUUAGAAAUUCCUAUAAUCCAUCUGAUAUUUUUAAGAAUCUAUUCUUCAUCUUUUUUUAAUAUAAUACUGUUAUAGAUUAUUCAGAAAUACUUACAUAAGGUAGUUAAUAAAUGUAAUUGAUCAAUUUAUUAAAAGAGAUCAGUAAGUAAUCAGAUGAUAUGAAAAAAAGAAUGAGAUAACUCACUGUUAAAAGUAUUAUUUAAGUUGCAAUUGCAACCCCUGCUGAAUUUACUAAAAUUUUAAAUAAAGAUAUUUAAAAUCUGGAAACUCAUUUAUUAUAUCCAUCCUCUAUAAUUGAAAUCAUACGUAAUUAUAUAAAAUCUUAACAUAAUAAUAUUCAUAAACAAUUACCUUUCCUUAUGGAUAUUAUAUUAAAAAGUCUUGAUCCAAAUAAUCCAAAUUUACGUAAAGUUUGUCAUAGAUCUGCUACAUAUGCUUUAUAAACAAUUUGUAAAACAUUUAAAUGUGUUUGUUUCCAUUAAUAAACUUAGAAGAUAGCUAUAGGAGAUACUCAAAUAAUUAUAUAUGAUUUAAGAACUGCUGUUAAAUGGAGAGUUCUAGAUGGACAUAGUGGUUAAGUGAAUUGUCUAGAGUUUGAUCAUACAGGUAAACAAUUAGCCAGUUUUAGUAAUACUGAUUGGAAGAUUAAAAUAUGGAAAGUAGGAUCAACAGGGUAUAGAAAUUCAAUUUAUUAUUUAGAUUCUUUGGAGCCAUUAUAGGUAUACAAGGUAAACCAAUGAAAGAAAUGUCUGUUAGAUAAUAAUCUUUAGAUCAGCCUUAAAUUUAAUGGUCUUAAGAUGAUAGUAGAGUAUUUUUAAUGUCAAAUGGACACUCCAUUGCACAAUGCUAAGUUUGA
This is a messenger RNA of Paramecium sonneborni, 3851 nucleotides long. NCBI's taxonomy places the organism in Eukaryota, Ciliophora, Oligohymenophorea, Peniculida, Parameciidae. The record is from the annotation of a GenBank genome assembly.